AUGACUGCAGUCCUCGUCAUCAGCCUGAGUCGCUAUCUGGGUGGUGAACCAGUCAGCAAUAUCAUUGAUAAAAACUGGACUAAACACCCCCAAGAACAAGCGAGCCGUUUCAACAGUGUCGGAUUUGACUUUGAUGCCAACGAUAUCCCUACGACGCUGAAGGACCUUGAGGCCAAAAUUUAUGGACAAGAAUGGGAUGGUAUCAUGGUUGGAUGGUGCUUGCGUGGAAACCCCGAUCGUACUGCUCUAUUUGAGAAAGUGGUGACUCUAAGUACAAGGACAAUGCAAGUUCGUCCACAGAUGAAGUUGAUGUUUUGCGCUGGGCCAAAUGAUAUUGCGGAUGCGACGUUGAGGAAUUUUCCUGUUAGCUCGGUUUAA
Talaromyces rugulosus is the source of this 378-nucleotide messenger RNA. RefSeq lists its product as uncharacterized. Lineage: Eukaryota; Fungi; Ascomycota; Eurotiomycetes; Eurotiales; Trichocomaceae. The transcript has a single exon. The record is from RefSeq and is a predicted model, not a curated record. Bases 1 to 378 code for a protein of 125 amino acids.